GGAAGGAUUGAAGAUUGCCUAGACCUGGUCAUCGUGACCGAAACUGCCGAUUCAAGUCAAUAUCGCUUAUCAUUAUCCACUAACAACCCAAUCACACAGGCGUCCAGGACAAGACAAAGAAAGGUCCAUAACCCGCCAAUUGACUUGUUACUUACAGCCUCUUUCAAUCAACUCUGCUUCGACAUGGCCGACGAUACACCAGAUACCGUGCCAGAGGGCGUGGCGGCGGAUGGCCCCAAGAAAGAUGAGACGGGGAAACCUCUCCAGGAAUCGGCGCCGAAGACAGCUCCGGCUUCAACUUCGGCUUCAAUGCCAACUCGUAGCCCCGGACCCGGGACUGCGCCGGUUACUUCGGCCCCUCCCACUCGGCCCUUCUAUGUCCCACAGUUCACCGCAGCCACGCAAAUGAUACUUCAGCGGGUGAAAGGCGAGCCGAGUAGUCUGAGCGCGGCUUUAUCUCAGGCGUCUCGCUCGCCGUCUAUCACGCCCAGCAUCUCCUCGGCGACGUACGAAGACGUGAAGAGACGGCUGGUAAUGGGCAUGAACACCUCGACUCAGAUGACGAUGCAGAUGCCCGCCGCACCCUCGGCUGCUCGGUCAAUGCCUUCUACACUUCCAGUACCGAAACCCACCCCAUCACCGGCGCCCGCGCCGGCGCCUGCACCCGCAUCCGCACCCGCAUCCGCAGCCGCACCCACACCCGCACCCACACCCGCGGCGACGAAGCCAAAGAGCGGCACGGCAGGCAUGAGCGCCAUCAGGAAGGUCACGGCUGGCCUGACGGCCUCAUCAAAACCCACUCCAAUUAAAACCGCUCCCGCCAAGGUCCCCCCUUCCGAGCGCAAGACAAAGAAGACAAAGCUACCGCCCUCGUCGCGCGGUCCAGGCGUCAAGCGGAAACGAACCAAAUCCCAAGCCAACCAGGAUGACGACGACGACGAGGAUGGCACAAGCAGUAUGUCAAGCCUCUCUUCCACGCCCGAGGCUUUCUCAGCAGCAACACAACCCACCCAGUCCACCGCCCCCUCCACUCCAGUCCUCCUCACGAUGACCAAGUCUGGCCGGCAAGUCCUCAAACCAGCCGCUUACAAUCCGGCUGCCAUGGACGCCGCCAGCAAGCGGACCCGACCCGCCCACCAUUACGGUAAGCGCACCGCCGAGCAGGCCCUCUGCAAAAAGUGCAGCCGCAUGCACAGUCCGGCCACCAACCAGAUGGUCUUUUGCGACGGGUGCAACGACGGUUGGCACCAGCUCUGCCACGACCCCUGGAUCCCUGACGACGUGGUGCGGGACCAAAGCAAGACCUGGCUGUGUGCGCCCUGUAUGGAGAAACGAGAACGAGAAAAACACCACCAUCACCACCACCACAACAACAACAAACGGCAGAAGGUCGAACAGCAUAAUCCUCAUCAUCAUCACCACCAGCAUCAGCAAGGGUCAAAAGCCAAAGGGGCAGAGGGCCAAGAGAAAGUGAGCUGGGCGAACCGCCCGGCUCAACAGAAGCGGGCUUACCUCUCGACCCUACCGCAGCAGGAGUUGGUGGCACUCCUGAUGACCUGCCUCGAAAUCCAUCCGGAUCUGCCCAUCUUUCCUGCCCCAUCCUCUUCAGCGGACAAUCGUCCGACAACAACAACAACUACUACUACUACUACGACUACCACAUCAACGACAACGACGUCGACGGGAGCCGGGCCCAGGUCUAUCUUCGCGAGUACGACGACCGAGGGCUUGUUCUCCCGCGCUGAGGCCCAUCCGACGGCACAGAUCAACUAUGUGAGGAAGGUCGGUGCUGUCGGCGCCGGCGGCGGCAGCGGGAAGGGAACCAAAGGCGGCAGCGGCGGUGGGAGUCAGAAGGAAGGCAGCUCGGAGAGGGCCGCGACUGGGAACGAGGAGGACGACGAGUUUGACCCGCUCGUGGCGCUGUGGCCCCGUGCCGGCAAGGGCAUGUACUCCCGCCUGCCCCCGGACACGGAAGACGAGGCGACGCUGGUCGACGAGGGCGACUUUGAGGCGUUCAGCGUCAUUGUCUAUGAUGAUAAGGGAAGGAAGUUGGAAGAGAACGGGAUGAAAGUCUGAUCAGUGAGGGAGCCGGGGGGGGAAAGGGGAAUGAAGAGCAGGGACUUCGGUGAGUAUGGAUGGCUCAGCCGCUUCCUUGCUGCUGCUGCUGUUUCGCUCGGGCUUGUCUGGCCUGCAUGCAUCCCUCUCGACGCCCGUUUGGCAUCCGGAAUUGGAUUUGGCCGACACGCAUGGUCCUUGGAGGAUGCUACUCUAAAGGCCCCUUUGGCCACGCCAUGUUCUUCGGUGGCUACGUAAUUCAGCAUGCC
Thermothelomyces thermophilus ATCC 42464 is the source of this 2324-nucleotide messenger RNA. RefSeq lists its product as uncharacterized. The transcript has a single exon. Gene Ontology annotation, cellular component: nucleus. Bases 184 to 2076 code for a protein of 630 amino acids. Gene Ontology annotation, biological process: regulation of DNA-templated transcription; chromatin organization. Gene Ontology annotation, molecular function: DNA binding; chromatin binding. The record is from RefSeq and is a predicted model, not a curated record. Lineage: Eukaryota; Fungi; Ascomycota; Sordariomycetes; Sordariales; Chaetomiaceae.